Messenger RNA from Vicia villosa (hairy vetch), 2221 nucleotides. Its product is annotated as zinc finger BED domain-containing protein RICESLEEPER 2-like. Lineage: Eukaryota; Viridiplantae; Streptophyta; Magnoliopsida; Fabales; Fabaceae. The coding region runs from base 138 to 2135 and encodes 665 amino acids. The record is from RefSeq and is a predicted model, not a curated record. Gene Ontology annotation, molecular function: protein dimerization activity; DNA binding. The transcript has 4 exons.
CUAAUGCAAUCAUCUUUUAUUUACCUUAACACAUCCCUUUUAAUCUUAGGCUUUUUAAUUGCAGAGUUCUCCUGUUGAAGAAAUUUGAACUGUCCUUCAUUGUACUGUGCUUGGGGUGCUCUGCACAUUCUCAAAGUAUGGAGUCAAUGGAUAUGAGUGAGUAUGCACAAGGUCAAGAUGAAACUCGUAAGGAAGCAUUGUCAACACUUUGGAUUAUUUUCACUAAAAUCGGUAAAGGAAAAGAUGGAGUUGAAAGAGCUGCAUGCAAUUUUUGUAGUACUGAUUUUGCCAUCGGGAAAAACCCCAAGUCCGGUCAAAGUUAUGGAACUUCACAUCUAAGUCGUCAUGUGUUUAUUUGUAAAAGUUUUCAGAUGAGCCUUCUUAGUCUAGAGGAAUCGUCAAGCCUAACCCCAAUCAACCAAAACACACAUCGUGAAUUACUUGGAGAAGCCAUUAUUGCACAUGAUCUUCCUUUUAGCUUUGUCGAGUAUGAAAAAAUUCGAGUUUGGGUGAAAUAUUUGAAUCCAUGUGUUGAAAUGGUCUCUAGGAAUACCACGGUGUCUGAUAUUGAAAAGAUAUAUGAUAAAGAAAGGAUCAAGCUUAAGGAAAUCAUGGGUAGGAUUCCAAAUAAAAUUUGUCUUACAUCGGAUGUUUGGACAGCAUCUACUAGCGAGGGCUAUAUUUGUUUGACUGCUCACUUUGUUGAUGAAAAUUGGAAGUUAGUUAGUUGUCUUCUUAACUUUCUUCGAAUGAAGCCCCCACACACGGGUAUUGCAUUGGAAGCUACUUUAUUUGAUUGCUUAAAACAAUGGGGAAUAGAUAAGAAAAUAUUUACUAUUACAUUGGAUAACGCCUCUGCCAAUGACAACAUGCAAGACCAUUUGAAAACUCAUCUUCGAGUGCAGGGAAAUUUGAUGUGUAAUGGUGAAUUUUUUCAUAUCCGGUGUUCAGCCCAUGUACUCAACUUAAUUGUCCAAGAGGGUUUAAAAAUUGCUAGUGAAGCCCUCCACAAAAUUAGAGAGAGUGUCAAGUAUAUUAAAGGAUCUGAUGGAAGGAUGCUUAAGUUUAAAGAUUGUGUCGAGGAUGCAGGGAUAAAUGUUGGCGGUGGUUUAAGAUAUGAUGUAUCUACUAGAUGGAAUAGCACUUAUUUGAUGCUCGAAAGUGCCUUACAAUAUAGAAAAGCUUUUGAGUUUUAUAAGGUGGCAGAUAGAAGCUAUAGAUACUGCCCAUCUGAGGAGGAAUGGGAAAGGGGAGAAAGAAUUUGUGAGUUCUUAGAACCGUUUUACGAUAUCACAAAUUUGAUUUCUGGUUCAUCUUAUCCAACAGCAAACCUGUAUUUCAUGCAAGUGUGGAAAGUACAAUGCAUUUUAGAAAAACAUCAAAAAAGUAUUGAUAAGGUGAUAAAGGAUAUGUCUGAUAAGAUGAAAGUUAAAUUUGACAAAUAUUGGAAAAAUUAUAGUGUCGUGCUCGCAUUUGGAGCAAUUCUUGAUCCCCGCUUGAAGGAGAAGUUUUUGAAGUUUUGCUACAGUACACUUGAUGCGUCAACAUCUAAAGAGAAACUUGAGAAGGUGAUGGAUAAGUUCAAAGGGCUUUAUGAAGAAUAUGUGAGUUGUUCAACCAAUCAAAGCGUUUCUCUUUCUCAAUCAUCUUGCGAGUUCAACUCGUUGGCUAAGUUACCUAGAGAGGGGAAUAAAGCUAAAAAGUCAAAGAUUAUAAGUGAUUUUAAAUCAUGGAACUCGAUUGAGAGUAGGUUUGUUCCUGAAAAGAGUGAGUUAGAUAUAUACUUUGACGAUGAAUUGAUGGAGCUGGAUGAAGAACACUCCGAAAAUUUUGAUGUACUUCUUUAUUGGAAGUUAAAUGAGAAAAAGUUUCCGAUACUCUCUAUAAUGGCACGUGAUGUGCUUAGCAUUCCUAUCACGACUGUAGCAUCUGAGUCUUCUUUUAGUAUUGGUGGACGUGUUCUUACCAAAUACAGAAGUUCUACUCUUCCAGAACACAUCCAAAUGUUGAUUUGUACUCGGAGCUGGUUGUAUGGAUUUCCUGAAAAUAUAAAUGAUGAGGAAGAUAUCAACACUAUGGAUGAAUGCAAUACUGAGAUGACAAUGACUCAACAUACAUUUGGAUUGCAAGAUUGAAGUGGACAACUAAUUUUAGUGUCAUAUACUUUAAUGAGUUUGUUGAAUUGAUAUUUUUAUGCCUUUAACCGAUAUGUUUGUGGAUU